Soboliphyme baturini is the source of this 594-nucleotide messenger RNA. NCBI's taxonomy places the organism in Eukaryota, Metazoa, Nematoda, Enoplea, Dioctophymatida, Soboliphymatidae. The record is from the annotation of a GenBank genome assembly.
AUGCCUUCUCUAGUCACAAAAUGGCCACAAUUUCGUUUAGGACUCCUGGAGGACAACGAAAUUUUUCGCAAUGCUCAAGCUGGCAUUCUCAUCUCGACGGAGAGUAAUCCGACCCUACGCCGCAACAGAGUAUUCGAUGGCAGAGCCGCUGGCAUUGAAAUUACCAACGGCGCAACAGCUACUCUUGAAGGUAAUCUGAUUUUCAACAACAAGUUUGGAGGGCUGUGUUUGGCGACGAACGUGAGGCCGAUGCUGAAGGACAACAAAGUUUUCGACAACAUAAAUGCAGUCGAGAAAACAGUAGCUAAGGGUCAGUGUUUGUACAAAAUCUCCAGUUGUUCCAGUUUCCCCAUGCAUGACUUUUAUCGGUGUAUCACCUGCAACACAACCAAUCGCAACGCUAUCUGCGUAAACUGCAUUAGGAUGUGUCACAGCGGCCAUGAGGUGGAGUUUGUUCGGCAUGACAGAUUUUUUUGCGACUGUGGUGCAGGAACUCUUGAGUUGCGUUGUCAACUUCAGUCUGAAAUUCGCGAUAACGACACUGUCUAUGACUCAGCGAUCCCUGUCGAAACAGAUACUCUGCGCGCAGCGUGA